AUGUUGUUCUUUCUCUUCUUCACACUACUCUACGCAAGUAAACCGAAGACUGAAGACUAUGCCAAUCCCGACUGUACACACUCUUCUUGCACAUCAUGCCCAACAUCUGCAGAUGUCUGUGACGCCUGCAGAAUAAAUUUUGUUCUGAGUGAAGGCAAAUGUAUUUACCAAACAGAAGCUCAUUGUUUAAAUUCAGUGGAUGGGUACUGCACUGAAUGUCAAGAAGGAUAUAAGCUUGACAUAGAUAGUGGUGUAUGUAUUUCUGGAGAAGAUGGCUGUGGCGAAUAUGAAGCCAAAGGUGUUUGCUAUGCAUGCAAACCUUCAUACGUAAAGAAUGCAGACAACACAUGCAACAAAUGUGCCACCAUUUCUCAUUGUAUUGAUUAUGCCAACGACUGCACGUGCAAUUCAUGUGUAUUGAAUUACCACCCAUCAGACGACAAAAAGACGUGUACUUCUGAAGAUGUUCAUUGCACUCAAAUUGAUGUCGUCGAAGGGAAGUAUCAGUGCAAUUUGUGCUGCAGUGGAUUUUACUUGAAUACCACUACCCACGUCUGUAUGAAGGGAUCAGAUGCCACAUGUAUCUUAUAUGAAAUGCAAGCAGACGAUAAAGUUGUUUGUACUGAAUGUUUACCAGGGUACGUUCUUUUUGACGACAAAAGUUGCAAAAACAUCACUGAAGUUUUUGGACCAAAUUGUGUGGCAACAGAUUCCAAUAACAAAUGUGAAAAGUGUAUGGAUGAAUUCUAUCCAAAAGAUAAGACGUGUGAAAAGUGCACAUUAUUCUGUGAUUAUUGUAAUGAAAAUGAAUGUAAGCAAUGCCACGAGACAACUGCAUAUAAUACCACUGAUAAAACAUGUGUACCUUGUGAUGAACAUUGUUAUGCAUGUCAGAUUACUGAUAAUGAAAAAACAUGCACAGUCUGCUAUGCCGACUCUGUUUUGAUCGAUGGACAUUGUGUCAAAAGUACUCUUCCAGCAUUCACGUGUAAGACGGACGCUGCCAACAAAGAAGAAUGUGAAACGACUGCACAGAACUGUGUGUAUGAAACCGUAUCAGAGACUCUUUCAAUGUGUACAUAUAAAGGAAGUAACUGCACUGAGUGGGAUACAAACAACGAGUGCACCAAAUGUGUCUUGGGAUAUAAGCAAAAUCCGGACAAGAAGUCGACGUGCACUAUAAUAGACGACAAUUGUGCACUUUACAAAGAAACCACCGAUGGAACUCAAGUGAAGUGCGUUUCAUGCAAGGCUAAGUACUUUUUGACUGAUGAUUUCAAGUGUUCUCGAUGUGGCGAUUUUUGUGCAAACACGUGUGAAUACUCUGCAGAAAACUGUGACGAAUUUGAAUGUUCGGAUUAUGUCUGCGGGAAGUGUGCAAGUGAUUACAAUAAGUGUGAUCAGUGCAUAUAUCAAACUGUGAAUAAAGUUGAGAACAACAAGUGCGGUCCUAAUGCAUGUAUCGAGCCUUUGGCCGAUGGAAAAUGCAGUGUUUGUAUGCAAUACUCUGAUACAUACACUUAUGUCCCAAAUCCAUACACAGACCCAGAAAGAAUGCCAAAGUACGUAUCUUAUUAUUUGGCUGACGAAAAUAUGAGCUGUGAAAUUAAGAGUGGAGAAUCCGAGUCGGAUGAUUUGACUUGGCUUUGGAUCACUUUGGGCGUAGUCGGAGGCGUUGUGUUGAUUGCGGCUAUCAUUUUGAUUAUAGUCGCCGUUGUGUUCUUCAUGAAGAAGAAGAGUUCAAAAUAUCAAGAAAUUGAUAAGUGA
Molecule: messenger RNA, 1767 nt
Organism: Entamoeba invadens IP1
Lineage: Eukaryota; Evosea; Mastigamoebida; Endamoebidae
Exons: 6
Coding region: 1-1767 (588 amino acids)
Source: RefSeq, a predicted model, not a curated record